UUAAAGUAGGCUAGAAAUAGCAGCUUCUUCCUCAAGUAUUCAUGCCUUCUUCCUAUUAACACCCUAAAUUGCUGCCUCUUUUAAACCAUGUAUUUAACGAGAUUUACCAUCACCUUCAUUUUCUCCUUCUAAUUUUACUUCUUCAACUCUCGAAAAUUGAAUAAUUCGUGUUUGAAAUAUCGAAUCAAUCCAAUGGAGGAGAAUUUACCUCCAGGAUUCAGGUUUCAUCCGACGGACGAGGAGCUAAUUACGUUUUAUUUGUCUAAGAAAGUCUCGGAUUUCAAUUUCGAUUCCAAGGCUAUUGCUGAUGUUGAUCUUAACAAGUGUGAGCCUUGGGACCUUCCAGGAAAAGCAUCAAUGGGAGAAAAAGAAUGGUAUUUUUUCAGCUUAAGAGAUAGAAAAUACCCAACAGGUUUAAGAACAAACCGAGCCACCGAAGCCGGUUAUUGGAAAACCACAGGGAAGGAUAAAGAAAUAUUCCGGGGAGGUGUAUUAAUCGGGAUGAAGAAGACUCUUGUAUUCUACCGUGGAAGAGCACCCAAGGGAGAAAAAACUAAUUGGGUAAUGCAUGAAUAUCGUCUCGACAAUAAGCUUUCUUUCAAACCCGCCAAGGAUGAAUGGGUGGUGUGUAGAGUUUUCCAAAAGAGUGUAGCAGUUAAAAAACCACAACCCACCUCACCCUCAAUGGUCUCACCAGACUCACCAGAUGAUACCAACACACAUACAAACGAGUAUGGAGACAUUGAGCUACCAAAUAUAAACAACCUAUCAACUUCACCCAAUCACGGUUUUAAUUACCCCUCCCUACAAAAUUACCCUAAUUGUACUACUACUAAUCAUCUAAAUUUAACCGGGAACACGAAUUUAAACUUAAAUUGGGCACUAGAAAUGGCAACUCUUCAACCAUUAUCCUGGCCGUCUACCUUCCUUACUCCAAAUCUAAAUAGCACGGUAAAUUCUUUGUUACUAAAGGCUCUACAGUUUCGAAGUACAACAAGUGGUAAUACUAACGACUACUCGUUCCUUGGCCACCAACAAGGGUUGCCUAUAGGAAGUAUGACGAAUGAAAUAUUUUCGGGUUUCCAACCUUCAUCGUCGUCUGCUGACACCGUGUUUCAGUCUAUUCAACAACAGAAUCAACAAAACCAACAACAACAACAACAACAACAACAACAACAACAACUCCAGGACCAACCAUUCAAUUUGGACUCCAUGUGGUGAUCAUGUAAUGCUAUGUACGUACGUACAGUCGUAGACUUGAACAUAAAUGUAAAAGACUGAAGCUAAUUAACAAUUCAAUAUGUGACUGGUUAUGUCCCUUAAGCAUGUCGAUCUAUAGUCAUUGAGUUAUUGUAUUGAAGAGGAAUAAUCAUCUUCAUUUAGAGGAUUAACUUGUUAAUUAAAGUGUAAUUACUAUGGGCGAAGCCCAUUUAUCCAGAAUAUUGUAAUUGUUUAUAGGGUUUUGUUAUUCAUAACUC
This is a messenger RNA of Spinacia oleracea (spinach), 1478 nucleotides long. RefSeq names its product NAC domain-containing protein 92. The transcript has 3 exons. Bases 193 to 1221 code for a protein of 342 amino acids. Gene Ontology annotation, biological process: regulation of DNA-templated transcription. The record is from RefSeq and is a predicted model, not a curated record. NCBI's taxonomy places the organism in Eukaryota, Viridiplantae, Streptophyta, Magnoliopsida, Caryophyllales, Amaranthaceae. Gene Ontology annotation, molecular function: DNA binding.